GGUCGCGUUGGAAGCGCUCCUGGUGGCGAUCCGGUAAAUCACUCUUUUUGAUUGAUCCGCCAUCUUAGUUGAUCCGCGUGUUAAAGUCACACAAAUAAAAUAAAACAAAAUGGAAAACGACGCUGGAGAUUUCGUUGACUUGUACUGCCCAAGGAAAUGCUCUGCUAGCAACAGAAUUAUCCACGCCAAGGACCAUGCUUCAAUCCAGUUGAGCAUCGCCGAAGUGGACCCCCAAACCGGCAGAAUGACCGAGAACUCCAAAAGUUAUGCACUCUGUGGAGCCAUCAGGCGUAUGGGAGAAUCAGAUGACUGCAUUGUUAGGUUGACCAAAAAAGACGGAGUUAUUGCUAAGAACUUUUAAGGAUUUAUUUCAUUAUGAAGAAUUAUGCAUGUAAAAUGUAUAUGGUUUUGUGAUAAAUAAAUCUUUUAUUUAUAAUAAA
Molecule: messenger RNA, 440 nt
Organism: Aethina tumida (small hive beetle)
Lineage: Eukaryota; Metazoa; Arthropoda; Insecta; Coleoptera; Nitidulidae
Gene: RpS21
Product: 40S ribosomal protein S21
Exons: 4
Coding region: 110-361 (83 amino acids)
Biological process (GO): endonucleolytic cleavage in ITS1 to separate SSU-rRNA from 5.8S rRNA and LSU-rRNA from tricistronic rRNA transcript (SSU-rRNA, 5.8S rRNA, LSU-rRNA); translation; endonucleolytic cleavage to generate mature 3'-end of SSU-rRNA from (SSU-rRNA, 5.8S rRNA, LSU-rRNA)
Cellular component (GO): cytosolic small ribosomal subunit; ribosome
Molecular function (GO): structural constituent of ribosome
Source: RefSeq, a predicted model, not a curated record